CAAGACAGGUUCUUGCCGAUCGCUAACGUCAGCAGGAUCAUGAAGAAGGCCUUGCCCGCCAACGCCAAGAUCUCCAAAGAUGCCAAAGAGACCAUGCAGGAGUGUGUCUCCGAGUUCAUCAGUUUCGUCACCGGAGAAGCCUCCGAUAAGUGUCAGAAGGAGAAGAGGAAGACCAUCAACGGCGACGAUUUGCUCUGGGCUAUGACCACUCUAGGGUUUGAGGAUUAUGUUGAACCAUUGAAAGUUUACUUGCAGAGGUUUAGGGAGAUCGAAGGGGAGAGGACUGGACUCGGGAGGCCACAGACUGGUGGUGAGCCCGGAGA
Molecule: messenger RNA, 323 nt
Organism: Camelina sativa (false flax)
Lineage: Eukaryota; Viridiplantae; Streptophyta; Magnoliopsida; Brassicales; Brassicaceae
Source: RefSeq, a predicted model, not a curated record